UACCCAAACAUAACAUAGCCAGUUCUCUUUACAACACUCAAAAUCCCUCCUUUUUUUUCUUCCCCCCAAAAUCAAAAUCCCAAAAAUGCCUGCUUUUCCUGAAGAGCCACUGCUAGCCUCCAACCCAGAUCGUUUCUGCAUGUUUCCCAUCCAAUACCCACAAAUUUGGGAAAUGUAUAAGAAGGCGGAGGCAUCCUUCUGGACCGCCGAGGAGGUUGACCUCUCCGGGGAUCUCCGCCACUGGGAAACUCUCACCGACGACGAGCGCCACUUCAUCACCCACGUCCUCGCCUUCUUUGCCGCGUCGGAUGGUAUUGUACUUGAGAACCUUGCAGGCAGGUUCAUGAAGGAAGUCCAAGUUGCUGAGGCUCGUGCUUUCUAUGGUUUCCAGAUCGCCAUCGAGAAUAUCCACUCCGAGAUGUAUAGUCUCCUCCUUGAAACUUACAUCAAGGAUUCGAAUGAGAAGAAUCGACUAUUCCAUGCUAUUGAAACCGUACCGUGUGUGGCGAAGAAGGCCGAGUGGGCGUUGAAGUGGAUCGAUGGAUCUGAAUCUUUCGCUGAGAGAUUGAUUGCCUUCGCUUGCGUGGAGGGGAUUUUCUUUUCAGGGAGUUUCUGCGCCAUAUUUUGGCUUAAAAAGCGUGGGCUAAUGCCGGGGCUGACUUUCUCGAACGAGCUAAUAUCAAGAGAUGAAGGGCUACACUGCGAUUUCGCGUGCUUGCUCUACAGCCUUCUAAAGAAGAAACUGAGCGAGGAACGGGUCAGGGGGCUCGUGAGGGACGCAGUGAACAUAGAAAGGGAGUUUGUGUGCGACGCACUGCCGUGCGCGCUGGUGGGGAUGAACGGCGAUUUGAUGAGUCAGUACAUCGAGUUUGUGGCGGACAGGUUGUUGGGUGCGUUAGGGUACGGGAAGAUGUACGGCGUGGCAAAUCCGUUUGAUUGGAUGGAGCUAAUCUCGUUGCAGGGGAAAACCAAUUUCUUCGAGAAAAGAGUUGGGGAGUAUCAGAAGGCUGCCGUUAUGUCAAGCUUGAACGGUAACGGAGGGACCCACGUCUUCAAAAUUGACGAGGAUUUUUAGGCUUUUAGUCUGCAUAAUUUUAGGGUUGUAGUUUGUCGAGUUUUUCUUUUCCCUUUUAAUUUUACUUUCCUGCUUGAGAAUUGCAAUGGAUAAAAAAAAAAAAAAUUCACACUUGUAAGGUACUAAUGUUAUUAUUGAAUAUUAUUUUUU
Molecule: messenger RNA, 1225 nt
Organism: Rubroshorea leprosula
Lineage: Eukaryota; Viridiplantae; Streptophyta; Magnoliopsida; Malvales; Dipterocarpaceae
Source: the annotation of a GenBank genome assembly